Molecule: messenger RNA, 369 nt
Organism: Trypanosoma theileri
Lineage: Eukaryota; Euglenozoa; Kinetoplastea; Trypanosomatida; Trypanosomatidae
Exons: 1
Coding region: 1-369 (122 amino acids)
Source: RefSeq, a predicted model, not a curated record
AUGACCGUUAUGAUGAUGACGCGCCGUGUGUUUUGUCUUUUGACUUUGCUGCUAAGUGUGGCAUGUGUUUCUGCGGUGGUUGAAGGGACUACUGCUCAGCCUUCUCAGACUACUGUUCUUGGGACAGCAGCAGCUUCACUUGGUCAGUCUUCUCAGUCUCCUCAGACUUCUGGUCCUGUUCCUGGGGCUGCUGGGUUACGACAGAAUACCGAUCCUCAUGGUGUUGGUCAACCUGGUGUUCCUGUACCUCCUCUUGGUACUUCUCAUUCUCCUGGUGCUUUGCCUCCUCAGACCGUAUUCCCUGGUUCUGGUUCUGUUUCUGCACAUCCUGCUACCGGUCUUAUACCACCAUCACUAAUACCACCAUAA